Molecule: messenger RNA, 896 nt
Organism: Equus quagga
Lineage: Eukaryota; Metazoa; Chordata; Mammalia; Perissodactyla; Equidae
Gene: BTG4
Product: BTG anti-proliferation factor 4
Exons: 6
Coding region: 204-896 (230 amino acids)
Biological process (GO): negative regulation of mitotic cell cycle; negative regulation of cell population proliferation
Cellular component (GO): cytoplasm; nucleus
Source: RefSeq, a predicted model, not a curated record
GGGAGACCCACGGUUUAAUCUAAGGAAGAAUGCUCGUGGUGUUUUAAAUGCCCAAACAGAAGAUUGCAUUUGUUUUAGACAGCACCAGGAAGAACUCACUCUACACACGCCAAGGAGCAUCCUGAUGGGGACCUGGAAAACGCUAUCUGAUUAUCCUAAAAGACAGCACCUGUGUAAGACUUCUUGUAAGUUUUUCUUGAAUCAUGAGGGAUGAAAUUGCAACAACAGUUUUCUUUGUCACAAGACUGGUGAAAAAGCAUGACAGACUGAGUAAACAGCAAAUAGAAGCCUUUGCAGAAAAGCUGAUCACAAUCUUGUUUGAAACAUACAGAAGUCACUGGCACUCUGAUUGCCCUUCUAAAGGGCAAGCCUUCAGAUGUAUCAGGAUAAACAAUAAUCAAAACAAAGAUCCCAUUCUGGAAAGGGCUUGUGCUGAAAGCAAUGUGGAUUUUUCUCACCUGGGACUCCCAAAGGAGAUGACCAUAUGGGUAGAUCCCUUUGAAGUGUGUUGCAGGUAUGGUGAGAAAAAUCAUCCAUUUACAAUUGCUUCUUUUAAAGGCAGGUGGGAGGAACAGGAACUCUCCCAACAAAUCAGUGAUGCUGUUAGUAGGGCCACGUUGGACUCCUCCCCGGGCAGCUCCUCCGAUGAAGAAGGUUGUAACCAAGAACCUCAGAUAAUUCCUAAAGUCAACAAUCCAAAGAGUAUUUAUCAGGUUGAGAAUUUGAAACGACCCUUUCAAUCUUGGUUCCAAAUCCCCCGCAAAAAUAAUAUGGUGGAUGGCCGUAUGGGCCUCCUAGAAAAUGCUUAUCAUGUGUUGCAUAAGAACCCUAAGGGUCAUAGGGCUGCUGCCAUACACCGGGUGGACAGGUACCACUGGGUCAACACGCACCGAUAA